AUGGACUCUUCCACUUCAACCACCAAGGAUACUUCCCCCCCCUCUGUUCCCACGACCACCGCAACAACUACCACAACAACUGCCACCCUCUCUACCGGCGAGACUUCGCUUGCAACCACCACCAACCCACCUACUGAACCGGCCCAAACCACGAGUCUAACAUCUACCAAGGACGCAGGACCCCCUACCUCUACCGAGCAGCAAGAUGCCACUAUCACCUCCUCGGAGCCGAAAACGUACACCAAGAUACCACCUCCACCUAGAGAGGGUACCUUCAAGACCGUCGAUGAUGUAGAAGCCCACCUCACCGCCCAUGCCCGUGCUAACCAAUACGAAAUCACGAAUCUAGACGUGCGGAAAAACCUAUUCUCGACUUGGAAAUGUGCUCUUGGACCGAAUCGCAAGCAGACCCGGGCUAAGAAAGCAGCUGAAGCACAGGGAAAAACGCUUGAUAUUCCCACAUGCCCAUUUGCGAUGACUGCGAAACGAGAUCCGGUUACCGAUACUUGGUACAUCAAGAUUGAGGAUAACAAACACAAUCAUGGGCCAAUACUCGACCUGAAGAUAGAUCAUGAUGCGCCCUUGGUGAAGCCUAAGAAACGGAAACGAGGAGAAAAUGAAUCGAAGGCCAAUUCAAAUUCAAUUCAUACCUUGAAUGACAUCAAGAUAGCUGCCUCAAAGACUGAUACAACCGUAUCAGCCCCAAAGGAACCGAAUGAAGCAUUAUCUCCACCUAAAACGCUCUCUGCAAUACCUCAGCAAUAUCAUGCCUUGAUCACGCAUUUGCAAGAACUUGACCAAGCUACCGAGCAACGUCUACUCGCGGUCUUUUCAUCAACAAACAAUCGACCACCACCACCGCUGGACGAUCCCAUUCUCGAUCAGUAG
Molecule: messenger RNA, 888 nt
Organism: Melampsora larici-populina 98AG31
Lineage: Eukaryota; Fungi; Basidiomycota; Pucciniomycetes; Pucciniales; Melampsoraceae
Exons: 3
Coding region: 1-888 (295 amino acids)
Source: RefSeq, a predicted model, not a curated record